This is a messenger RNA of Maudiozyma saulgeensis, 1608 nucleotides long. Lineage: Eukaryota; Fungi; Ascomycota; Saccharomycetes; Saccharomycetales; Saccharomycetaceae. The record is from the annotation of a GenBank genome assembly.
AUGAAAGAGGAAAUUUUUGAUAAUAAUUAUAAAGGCCAUUUCGCUACGGAUGUCGAAAAGGGUACUAUAUCAGGGGACCAUGAUUCUAUAGUGUCUUCGAAAAAUUCUUCCUCUGAGAAAGGAGAAAGUCAUGAUAAUUUUGUCACAGAAACUUCAGAUGAUUUUUCAGACACAUCUUCAUUUUAUGAAAAAUGGUUUAAUCAAAUGAAUGUUGAAAGUAGUGGUAUUGAACCAAUUGGGGAUGACAAGAAAACUGACCCAUCAUUAUUAAAUCCUACAAUUGUUUGGUUUUCUGCCAAUUUUGUCCUUUCUGCAUAUGCAAUUGGUGCGUUAGGUCCCAUGGUCUACGGUUUAAAUUUUGGUACUUGUGCACUAACGGUAAUCUUUUUCAAUAUUAUCGGAUGUAUUCCAGUCGGUUACUUUUCUAUUUUUGGUGCUAAAUUGGGUAUUAGACAGAUGAUCUUAUCUCGGUAUUGGAUGGGUAAUAUUACGGGUCGUUUUUUCUCAUUAAUUAAUGUUAUCGCAUGUGUUGGUUGGUGUGUUUUAAAUACAAUUUGUUCUGCUCAAUUGUUAAAUAUGGUCAAUUCCGGUUCUUCGCACCAGUUACCGUUAUGGGCUGGUUGUCUAGUUAUUAUUUGUGGUACUGUCAUUAUUUCAUUUUUCGGUUAUACAGCCAUUCACCAAUUUGAAAAAUGGUCAUGGAUUCCAAACCUUGCAAUAUUUCUUGUAAUUAUUGCUAGAUUAAAAAUGUCAGGUAAAUGGAAUGAUGGUGAGUGGACCAAAGGUCCCACUACUGCAGGAAAUGUUUUAUCAUUUGGUUGUGCAGUCUUUGGUUAUUCCGGUGCGUGGGCAACAUAUGCUUCAGAUUAUACAGUAUUUAUGCCAAGAAGUACAAGUAGUUGGAAAAUUUGUAUUGCAUUAUCCCUAGGUAUUUAUAUUCCAUUGUGUUUUGUUAUGAUACUUGGUGCUGCAUGUGGUAUGGGUGGUGUAAAUGAUCCAACUUGGGGGAAAUUAUAUGACGAAAAUUCAAUAGGUGGAUUAACCUAUGCUGUAUUAGUACCUGAUUCAGUUCAUGGUUUUGGUCAAUUCUGUUGUGUUGUCUUGGCAUUAUCUACCAUUGCAAAUAAUUUACCAAAUAUGUACACAGUGUCACUUUCGGUUCAAGCACUUUGGUCACCAUUAGCAAAGAUUCCAAGACCAUGUUGGACAUUAGCUGGGAAUGCAGCUGCUUUAACAAUUUCAAUCCUUGCAUGUUAUUUUUUUAAAUCAUUUCUUGAAAAUUUUAUGAACACAAUUGCAUAUUAUGGUGCAAUAUACAUUGCAUUGGGACUUUGUGAACAUUUAUUAUUUAGAAAAAAUUAUCAAUCAUAUAAUAUUCAAGAUUGGCAAGAUUAUAAGAAGAUGCCUAUUGGUAUAGCAGGAACCACUGCGUUUAUUGUUGCUGCGUUCGGUGUUGCUUUAGGAAUGUGUCAAACGUACUGGGUAGGUGAAAUUGCUAAAAGGAUCGGUAAAGAUGGUGGUGAUAUUGGAUUUGAAUUAGGUGCAGCAUGGGGGGCAGUGGUUUAUGUUAUAGUAAGACCAUUAGAAUUAAAAUAUUUUGGUCGCUAA